Molecule: messenger RNA, 343 nt
Organism: Triticum dicoccoides
Lineage: Eukaryota; Viridiplantae; Streptophyta; Magnoliopsida; Poales; Poaceae
Product: 40S ribosomal protein SA-like
Exons: 2
Coding region: 2-229 (75 amino acids)
Biological process (GO): translation
Cellular component (GO): ribosome; small ribosomal subunit
Molecular function (GO): structural constituent of ribosome
Source: RefSeq, a predicted model, not a curated record
UAUGAUGCUCGCCGCCGACGUCCACCUCGGCACCAAGAACUGCGACUUCCAGAUGGAGCGCUACGCCUACAAGCGCCAAUCCGACGGCAUCUACAUCAUCAAUCUGGGCAAGACGUGGGAGAAGCUCCAGCUCGCAGCGAGGGUCAUCAUGGCCAUCGAGAACCCCCAGGACAUCAUCGUCCAGUCCGCCCGCCCCUACGGCCAGCGCGUCGUCCUCAAGUUCGCGUAGCACACCGGCGCCAACGCCAUCGCCGGGAGGCACACCCCUGGUACCUUCACCAACCAGAUGCAGACCUCCUUCAGCGAGCCACGCCUGCUCAUCCUCACUGACCCAAGGACCGAC